AGCCACCCUACCAAGAUGGCGGACGCCGGAAGCAGGUCACGGGAAGGGGCGGGAUUUCGGCGCGCGCAUGCCCCAAACCGGAUUUCCGGGCGCCGGAGAAGAAGUUCUUCCUUUAACAAGAUGGCGGUGGGAAGGGGUGGUGGUGGUGGCGGGCAGUGCUCGAAAAGCGAGGCCAAUUCCGGCUUCCUGGGGCUGCGGCCCACUUCGGUGGACCCGGCGCUGAGGCGGCGGCGGCGAGGCCCAAGAAAUAAGAAGCGGGGCUGGCGGCGGCUCGCUCAGGAGCCGCUGGGAUUGGAGGUCGAUCAGUUCCUGGAGGACGUGCGGCUGCAGGAGCGCACGAGCGGUGGCUUGAUAUCAGAGGCCCCCGAUGAAAAACUCUUCUUCGUGGACACUGGCUCCAAGAAUGAAGAGCCGAACAAGAAGAGGACCAAAGGUCAGAAGAGGUCGCUGCUUCUCAAGAAACCCCUUCGGAUCGACCUCAUCCUAGAGAACACGUCCAAGGUCCCUGCACCCAAAGACAUCCGCGCCCACCAGGUCCCCAACGCCAGGAAGCUCAAGCGGAAGGAGCAGCUAUGGGAGAGGCUGGCAGAGCAGGGCGAGUUGCCCCGGGAGGUGCGCAGGGCUCAGGCCCGGCUCCUCCACCCUCCUGUGGCCAAAGCCAAGCCGGGGCCACAGGACACGGUUGAGCGGCCCUUCUACGACCUUUGGGUCAAAGACAACCCUCUGGACCAGCCCUUGGAGCGCCAGGACCCUUUUUUCCUGGAGCAGACCAAGAAGAAAGGUGUGAAGCGGCCGCAGCGUCUCCACACCAAGCCCUCCAAGGCGCCUGCCGUGGAGGUGAUGCCCGCGGGAGCUUCCUACAACCCGACCUUUGAGGACCACCAGACCCUGCUCCGGGCGGCUCAUGAGGUGGAGCUGCUGCGGCAGAAGGCAGCAGAGAAGCUGGAGCGGCAGCUGGCCCCGCCGGCCUCGGAGCAGGCCGCCACCCAGGAGUCUGCCUUCCAGGAGAUGUGCCAGGGGCUGCUGGAGGAGUCGGAUGGGGAAGGGGAGCCCGGCGAGGGCCAGGACGAGGGUCCCGAGGUUGGAGGAGACCAGGCCACGGGAGCAGAGGCCUCGCCCACAGCCGUCCGCCCGGCCUCCGUGGAGAAGAAGACGGAGCAGCAGCGGCGGCGGGAGAAGGCUGCCCGGAUGCUGAGGGUGCAGCAGGCUGCGGUGCGGGCCGCCCGGCUUCGGCACCAGCAGGUCUUCAGGCUGUGCGGGAUCAAGGCGCAGGUAGCGCAGCGGCUGGCGGAGCUGGCUCGACAGCGGGAGCGGCGGCAGGCACAGCGGCUGGCAGAGACGGACAGACCCCGCCGGCUGGGGCGGCUCAAGUAUCAGGACCCCGACAUUGACGUGCAGCUCAGCUCGGAGCUGUCUGACUCACUCAGGACCCUGAAGCCUGAGGGCAACAUCCUCCGUGACCGGUUCAAGAGCUUCCAGAGAAGAAACAUGAUCGAGCCUCGGGAGCGAGCCAAGUUCAAGCGCAAGUACAAAGUGAAGCUGGUGGAGAAGCGGGCGUUCCGCGAGAUCCACACACAGGGAUGUGGGUACCAGGACCUUCGUCUCCACCAAAGGCUGGUGGGAAGCCAGGGCGUGGCAGAGGGCUUGUCCGGCAGAGGCAGGGGCAGCUGUCCCGGGAGCGAGCAGCGUCUUACAGAAAUAGGCGGAGGGGACGGGCCAGCUGCUGUUGGGUGUGGGAGAGGGGAGGGCUGCACUUGGGUUUCUGGUGGGGGGAGGUGGCCCACUGCACUGCAGUGAGGGGGGAGGCGGACCUUGACCGCAGGCACCUUGACUACAGGCAUGUCACAUUGUUUAGAGUAGUAGCUGACGUUCGCUGCCCGCCUGUCCUUUCUAUUCAAGCCCUGACAGCCAGUUUAGGAGGGCUGGAGUUACCCAUCCCCGCCCCGCCCCCCUUUUCUUAUGCCGCACCAUGUGGCAUCUGUUACCUGACCGGGGAUUGAACCUGCGCCCCCUGCAGUGGAAGCGCAGAGUCUUAACCACUGGGCCACCAGGGAAGCCCCCCGUCCCUAUCCCCUUUUUAAAGGUGAGGAAACUGAAGUCCAUGAAAGGAGGUUGAUCCUCCCCCCCCCACCCCCACUAUAAAGGACUUUUAAAAACACUUAUUCUGCAAGUAAUAAAGGACUGGUCUCACUGUAAGUCAUUGAUACGGUUCAUACACAUACCAAAGAAACGUGAACAUCACCCUUGACCUUUGCCCUCCUUUUUUUCCCCACCCCCCCUUCUAUAGAAGGGGAAACUGAGGCUCCUGAAGAAGUAAUUCCCUCAGUGUUACAGGAGGAAGGAGAGACCCAGGGCAGAGAGAAGGGAGAGAGGUGUUUGGGUUUUUGAUUUGUUUUCUAAUAUAAAUUUAUUU
Molecule: messenger RNA, 2413 nt
Organism: Orcinus orca (killer whale)
Lineage: Eukaryota; Metazoa; Chordata; Mammalia; Artiodactyla; Delphinidae
Gene: NOP53
Product: NOP53 ribosome biogenesis factor
Exons: 13
Coding region: 16-1797 (593 amino acids)
Biological process (GO): ribosomal large subunit assembly; rRNA processing
Cellular component (GO): nucleolus
Molecular function (GO): 5S rRNA binding
Source: RefSeq, a predicted model, not a curated record